AUGCUCAAGACGCUCUUCCUGGCAGCUAUUGCAUCAGGGGCAGCCGUUGGAGAUCUCUCUAAAGACCUUAAGCCGAGUCUUGCACAAGCCGCUGAGAUAUACACGCCUGGAACGCAGGCUUUCGACGAAGCGAAGACGAGAUGGGCUGUCAACAUCAACCCAGCUUUCGACGCCAUUGUCAAAGUCACUUCUGAGAAAGACGUACAAGCUACAGUCGCUUAUGCGAACGCACGCGGUGUACCAUUCCUCGCUUUUAACGGCGGCCACGGUUUCUCCAAAACCCUCAACAACUUCAAAGGCGGGAUCGGUAUCAGCAUGCGCGGCAUGAAGAAUGUCACGAUAAGCAACGAGCGUACCGAAAAGGGCCCAGUAGCAUAUGUUCAAGGCGGCGCAAAGUCUGGCGAAGUCAUCGGCACUGCUUGGGCGGCGGGCACGACAAUAGUUGCUGGUGCUUGUGACUGUACUGGAUUCACCGGAGUGACUCUCGGAGGAGGGCACGGCUGGAUGCAAGGCCAAUACGGCCUCGCCAUCGAUAACGUAGUCUCCUACCGCCUCGUGCUCUCCAACAGCACCGCCAUUACCGUCUCCGCAGACUCAUAUCCGGAUCUCUUCUGGGGCAUGCGCGGCGCCGGCCACAACUUCGGCAUCGUAACCCAAGUAAACUACCAACUCCACGAUCGAAAAACCACGGCAGACGAAGGCUUUUCCACCAAAGUCUACGUCUUCAAACAAGACAAACUUGAAGCUGUGUUCAAUGCCCUGAACACCUGGAUCCGCGCCAAAUCCCGUCCCGUAGAACUCACCCACUUCGGUGUCAUCCUCAACAAUCCCGACGUCGACACCAAGCCCAUCAUCCAACUCCUCGUUUUCUGGCAGGGACCAUCCUUCCCCAAAAAGUACAGCGACCCGCUCGACGCCUUGAAGCCCUUCAGCGUAACAUCGAACUACACCGACCUCGCGGGCGCAAACGCGCUCUCGGGCUCAUCUCUAGAUGGUCCCAACUGCGCAGGAGGCUUCGGACGACAAACAUUCCCCGUCGACCUCGCUGAAUGGUCCCCCGCCAACCUGCGCAAAGUGCUCGAUAUCUUCGCUGAGUUGCCUGGCACGGGACUCGAAACGAGUGCCAUGCUGCUCGAGGCUUAUGCUGUCAAUGGCGUGAGGCUCGUGGAUGCGGCUAGCACCGCGUAUCCACUACGCGACGGAAAUAUUCUUGCUGCGCCGACGUUCACGUAUGAUGCGACUAAUGCGACGCAAGAUGCGCUUGCGUACAGCUAUGGGAAAAAAGUGAGGGAGGCAAUGUUAGCCGGGACGGGGGAGAGGUUAGGGGCGUACGUGAACUAUGCUAUUGGAGAUGAGAGCAAUGAGGCGGUGUAUGGGUAUGAGAAGUGGAGGCUGGAGAGGCUGAGGGGGUUGAAGAAGAAGUAUGAUCCAAAAGGAGCGUUUGGGUUUUUUGAGAAGAUCCUGGUGUAA
Didymosphaeria variabile is the source of this 1470-nucleotide messenger RNA. RefSeq lists its product as uncharacterized. NCBI's taxonomy places the organism in Eukaryota, Fungi, Ascomycota, Dothideomycetes, Pleosporales, Didymosphaeriaceae. Bases 1 to 1470 code for a protein of 489 amino acids. The record is from RefSeq and is a predicted model, not a curated record. The transcript is spliced from 4 exons. Gene Ontology annotation, molecular function: oxidoreductase activity; FAD binding.